Penaeus chinensis is the source of this 1959-nucleotide messenger RNA. Its product is annotated as testis-specific gene A8 protein-like. The record is from RefSeq and is a predicted model, not a curated record. The coding region runs from base 1 to 906 and encodes 301 amino acids. NCBI's taxonomy places the organism in Eukaryota, Metazoa, Arthropoda, Malacostraca, Decapoda, Penaeidae. The transcript has 2 exons.
AUGAAAAUGAGAACACAUAAUGGACAUUUUCAUCGACAUCAAAAAAACGUGUUCCUUAUCACCAUUACCAGUGGCCUUCGCUUUGGCUCGCAGUCCGUCGCCUUCAACGUUCCCUCCCUCCCACAGGUCCUUCUCUGCGCCCUGGCCGCGGCACAGGCGGCGCCGCAGUUUCUCUUCGUCCUUCCACACGACUUCGGCAGCGGCCCCAACGUGCCCCUGCAGGCGAUUCCUCUCGACCAAGCGGCCAGCGUCUCUGCACAGCUCUCCGCCGCCCCUGCAGAGGAGGCACCUGCUGAGGCUGAGGUCGUAGCGGAGGCGGCUGAGGCUGCCCCCGAAGCAGCUCCUGAAGCUGCGGAAGCCGUCCCUGAGGCUGCGGAGGUAGCCGAGGCUGCUCCUGAAGCCGCGGAAGCCGCGGAAGCCGCGGAAGCCGCCCCCGAGACUGCUGCCGAGACUGCAGAGGCCGCCCCUGAAGCUGCCACUGCAGGUGCCGAAGCAACCCCCGAGGCAGCCGAAGCCGAGGUUGCAGCCCCCGCGAGCGAGCCAGCCGCCGAAGCGGCCCCUGAGGCUGCUGUUGCUCAGGAAGCCGCCCCCGCUCCCGAGGCCGCCCCUGCAGUCACGGUCGAUGUCAAUGUCGCAGAGCCUGCCGUGGUCGUGGCCGCCCCCGCUGCGUCGCCGUCGCUGCCCACCCUGGGCACCCCCGCCGUGACCACCAAGCUGCGCACCGACCCCUCUUCCCUGAACCUGGUGGACCCCCUGGGCCAGGUGGAGGCCCGCUUCCGCCCCUUCAUCUACCCCAACGACUCCCCUGACGUCGUGGCCGCCAAGGUGGCCCUCUUCCGCCUCCACGCCACGCGCCACCCCCUGGCCGCGCCCUCGCCUGCGCCCGCACCCCCAACCGCAGCGUAAACGCCAGUGAGGUCGUGUGAAAGUGCGUGUGUGUGAAUCGGAGAGGGAGAUAAACAGAGAGAAACGAGAAGAAUAAGAAAUGAGAGAAGCAGUUCACUGAUAUUCUCUCUAGAAUCUUAUAUUUUUUUUCCGUUCGAAAUCUCUUUAUCUUUCUCUCACACUCCUUCAUUACUCCCAAAUCACUUAUUCCAAUCUUCUUUCAGAAUCCUAGUUGGUGUGUGAAUACGCACAUCAGGCUAGUGGUCUGCCAUGUAAAUAGAACUUCAUCUUAUCUUUGACUCUGUAAAUAGGGGCUGUGAGUAGAAUAGCAGGCUUGUCUAGUCUUGGCUGGGGCGUCCAGAGGUGCAUGGGCGCGCAAGAGCUCGGGCGAUUGUGAUGCCGAAAGGUUUCAUUCAUGGGUGUGCAUCUACUAUUCCAAUCCCGCUUUUGUAUGCUUCUUGAGAAUCCUUGGUGUGUAUAUGAAUCGGCCCUCGUUUAGUGUUACUCUUGUACAGGAAUACCCAAUGUUUUAGGGAAGACGUUUAUUGACAACUUCUCUAAGUCGGUGUCGGAAGGCAGAGCUGAAGGGUUACCUCAUCUUCACCCUUGAGGCUGUCCUGAGACACACUUGGAGGCACAGAGAGAUCAGUGCCAUGCAAACCAAAAAAUGAAAUGUACUUUGAGUGUCCAUAAGGUUGCACCAUUCGAGGAUAGGCAUUUCUUAUCCAAAUUUAUGGUUAUUACGCUCUAUUUUCAUAGAAGAAAGCGCGGAAUAAUACGUAACUUAAAAAUGGGACAGCUUUGCAGACACUUCAUGAACAUUGUACCUUAAUAAAUAUACAUGAGGCCACAUCCCUGCACAUCACUCUUUGGAAUGAGGAAGAGGGGAAACUGAGAAAAUCUUUUCCCCUUUCAUCCCUCUUCCAAAAGAGAAGAAGAGGAAUGUGUCACCAUAAAAAAAAAAAAAAAAAAAAAUAUGUAGCGUGUCCCUCCUACUGGAAUGCUUCGCUGCUCACUCUCGAUUCGACUUUAUACUACUUACAACGAAGUUAUGAAAAUAAAGGAUUAUUGAAA